This is a messenger RNA of Ceutorhynchus assimilis (cabbage seed weevil), 1205 nucleotides long. NCBI's taxonomy places the organism in Eukaryota, Metazoa, Arthropoda, Insecta, Coleoptera, Curculionidae. The record is from the annotation of a GenBank genome assembly.
CAAUUUUACACGUCAAAGUUUAUAAAAAAAUUAAAACAUUUGUAGAAUUUUGUGUGCGUUUUUGUGAAGCGAAAAUGUCGAAUUAAAGCCCAAAACCAAAUAUCUACUAAAAAUUAGGAUCCCACAACUCAAGCGAUCACUAUGGGUGUCCUCUUUAGCUACUUCAAAAGCCUUAUUGGGGCCAGAGAAAUGAGAAUUCUCAUAUUGGGAUUAGAUGGAGCAGGAAAAACGACCAUCUUGUACAGGUUGCAAGUCGGCGAAGUUGUAACGACCAUUCCCACAAUAGGUUUUAAUGUAGAACAAGUUACGUAUAAGAAUUUGAAGUUUCAAGUUUGGGAUCUCGGCGGACAGACUAGUAUUAGGCCAUAUUGGAGGUGUUAUUAUAGCAAUACAGAUGCCAUAAUCUAUGUAGUGGAUUCCGCUGACAAGGAAAGGAUGGGAAUUUCCAAAGAUGAACUCUUUCAUAUGCUUAGGGAAGAAGAAUUACAAGAUGCCAUCUUAGUGGUUCUAGCAAACAAACAAGAUAUUCCUGGUUGUAUGUCUCUCAAAGACGUUCAUCAAGCUUUAGGCUUGGAAGCUCUAAAAAAUCGAACUUUUCAAAUAUUUAAAACGUCAGCUACAAAAGGAGAAGGCCUGGACAUGGCCAUGGAAUGGCUUGCAAACGCUCUGAAAAAUCGGAAAUAACAUUUUUAAAAUUGAGGAUUUUUUUAUUUAUUUUUUUCUAGUCUUAACAAUAAAGUGCAAGCCUUGUCACUAUAUAUCUAGAUUAGAACUUUAUUUACAGAAGAUAAUUUUUGUACUGAUCUUAUGGUAGUUUUACAUUCUAAAAUAAUUAUUAGUGGCACAAUAUAAUUGGGUCAGAUUAGACUUUGUUUUUGCAGUUUUGCUGACAGAAUCCUACUUCCACACUUUCAUAUGUUUGUGUUAUUGUAUUAAUAUUUUUAAAACGAUUCAUUCCAUGAGAAGUGAGGCAAAUAGAUUUUUUGUUUUUAUAAUUCUGUAUAAUUGUUUGUUUGUUUUGAUAUAUUUUGUCAUUUCAAUUGAUUGCUAUGCUAAAAAAUUGUUAAAAUUAAAUUCAAUAUCGAUAAUCGUACCUAUUUAUUUUACUACUGAUAUGUCAAAUUUUGUUCUUAAAUGUAUCACAAGUAAAUAUGUUUUUAUUAUACCUAUGUAUGUAAAUAAAAUAAAAUUAAUUUAGAAUUUUU